This is a messenger RNA of Neurospora tetrasperma FGSC 2508, 966 nucleotides long. RefSeq lists its product as uncharacterized. The coding region runs from base 1 to 966 and encodes 321 amino acids. The record is from RefSeq and is a predicted model, not a curated record. NCBI's taxonomy places the organism in Eukaryota, Fungi, Ascomycota, Sordariomycetes, Sordariales, Sordariaceae. The transcript has a single exon.
AUGCUCAACCCCUUGCUCUACAAGCUGGAUGUACGCAGUGGAAGUUCGUGUGCCUUGCCCUGGGCCUGCCAGUUCGGUAGGUUGGAAACGCUCAAGUUGGUUCAUGAAGCCGGGGCGCCACUCAACCAGAUCUGGGCAUCAAAGAAGCCGCUCCGAGAGCUUCCAUCCAACCCUUACCGCCACAGCCCGGAGUUUUACCAAAAGGUUGCACUCGGAUUGAAAGACGACAAAGACAACGGCGUUGAAAUCCAGGACGAUGGCUGGCUUGAGAUUUCUGACGUGGAUCUAGAGGGCUUCACCCACGAUUGGGAACAGGAUCUGGUUGACCAAGCGACCGAAGAAGCGGUCGAGGAGGAGCAAAGUGAUGAAGAAAGCGACACAGAACGGGUGGUAGACGAGGGUCCAUGUGAAGAGCCUUACGAACUGGAAGAAGAGGACCCUGACUCUGAAGAUCAUUUUUGGCCCGAGGAUAAGGAUGAAGCCGGGCAGCCACUCCUGAAGAUGGCUUCCCAAGACUCUCGAUACACCUGGCGCAACGACUUCUUCAGCCUGAACCGCCGCCCGCUCAAAACGGAGGACGACUCCCUUAGCGGAAGACCGCGACGCCACCCUCUGUUCUGGUGGCAUCCCAUUGACCUCGCUGUUCGUUUUGGGCACAAGGAUAUUAUCCGGUACCUGGUAGCGAACGGCAUUAGAGUUCAACAUGGAAUGUCGCGUGGGCUCUGCCGCCAAAGAGACAUUUCCUAUGCAUGUCCCAACGGAGGGUGCGACCACCAUACGCUCCCCCUCACCACACCAGGGCGACGAGGCCAUGCAGAUUUUAAAUACUUUGUCCACACUCUCCUCGGGCUGGUCGCGUGUAACGAGUCUGACGAGGGCAGGGACAUGUACCACUUUUUGCGGGAAAUUCACGGCUGGAGUAGGAUGCAGAUGCGUUUUGCUGGGGUAAUGGCGUGGUUGGGAUGA